AUUAAGAAGCAUGUUAUAUGUACGUGAGUAGUGUAUAAAAUAUUAUUAUAGUAUUUAAAUUUGACAUGAAAAAUUAAUAAAAAGAGAAUAUCGAAAUGUAUGCAUUAAUAUCAAUUACAAUGUGGAAAAAAACAAAACUAAAAGCAACAAUGCAGAAAAUGUGUAACGUUACUGUUUUACACGUUACAUAUGUACAUACGUGUUUAUAGAUAAGACAUGUCGCAAAAUUAUAAAUGAUGUAGGAUGUAUUUGUGUUAUGUAAGCUCGUAUGCUCUAUGGCAUAUGCUAUUAAUUCAACUGAACAAAUUCAAAAAUUGUUGGAGAUAUAUAUUUCUUGUAAUAUUAAAGCAUUAAUAACUUUCCAUUUAUAAAUUUACUUUUAUAAACAACAAAACAUUUAUAUGAUGGUCACAUAAUUUUUAACAACGUUUAUAGCAAGAUAUGGGCUAUAUCUUAAGAAAGUUACUCUCCACAUUAUCAUACAACGAAAAGUCCGAUGAUAAUGAUCUCACUAUGCGGUUGCGCCAAGAAGCUGCAAAAUGGGCAUGUAUUUUUGGUGAUAGAGAGUGUCAGCACAUUGCUACUGAUAGAUUGAAGGAACACCUAGAAGAUCCCACAAAUCGCAAGUAAUUUCUGCAAGUACAUUCUUUCUGUGGUGAUUUCUUUCGUACAAUGUAUGAAAUUCGAGAAAUUAAUAGUCGAAAAUGCAGAAAUUUUGCUUUUCGAGAAAUGCAUUUAAUUGUUUGUUAAAUCGCGCAUGUAGUAAGCUUGUACAAACUUUUCUACAGAUUAUUAAUGGCAGUUACAUUAAAGUUUGUUUCUAUUAUUAUGUAUUAUUAUUAUUACUAUAUAAAAUUUAAAAAUAGUACAAUACAAUGUAUUAUGAGGACAAAUCAAAUGGGAUAACUAUUAGGUUGGCAAAUAAGUUCGUUCGGUGUUUGCUUCGGUGCAACUUCUUUCCAAUUCACUC
Messenger RNA from Ooceraea biroi (clonal raider ant), 970 nucleotides. RefSeq lists its product as uncharacterized. NCBI's taxonomy places the organism in Eukaryota, Metazoa, Arthropoda, Insecta, Hymenoptera, Formicidae. The record is from RefSeq and is a predicted model, not a curated record.